AUGGUAUUUACUGCCUUGAAGGACCGCCUGUGGAAGGAAAUGAAGGGGUGGAAGGAGAAACUUUUGUCCAGAGCUGGAAAAGAGAUUCUUAUUAAGUCUGUGAUACAUGCCAUCCCUACCUACCUUAUGGCAGUGUACCGCCUUCCAGUGAGUGUCAUACAUGACAUCCAAGCAAUGACCGCGAAAUUUUGGUGGGGCAACACCGACUCCAAGCAUAAGAUGCAUUGGAUUAAUUGGGGCUCUCUAUGUACUCCUAAAUGUCUAGGGGGUAUGGGAUUCAGGGAUAUAGGGAUUUUCAACUCCGCGCUAUUGGGAAGACAAGCUUGGAGACUGUUAAAGAGUCCCACCUCUCUUUUGGCCCGGGUAAUGUCUACCAAGUACUAUAAAAAUGCAGAAUUUCUUGACUCAUAUUUGGGUACAACAAGUAUCUUCUCAUGGAGUAGUAUAUGGUCUUCAAAGUCGCUAAUAAUGGAUGGUACGCUGUGGAGGAUCGAUAAUGGGUCAAAAUUCCGGAUUUGGGAGGAUUCUUGGGUUGCGAAUGAUGACGGUAUGUACGUGACCACCCCCCGCAUUCAUGGUUUGUCUUUGGUGUGUGACUUAUUGGAGGGUGGCGAAUGGAGUUACAACCUGCUGGUACAAAAUUUUAAUGAUAGAUAUGUCACAGCUAUUCUUGGAAUUCCCCUAAGUGGCAACCCACAAGAAGAUAACUGA
This is a messenger RNA of Spinacia oleracea (spinach), 711 nucleotides long. RefSeq lists its product as uncharacterized. The transcript has a single exon. NCBI's taxonomy places the organism in Eukaryota, Viridiplantae, Streptophyta, Magnoliopsida, Caryophyllales, Amaranthaceae. The coding region runs from base 1 to 711 and encodes 236 amino acids. The record is from RefSeq and is a predicted model, not a curated record.